AUGAGUGAUGUUAAGCAGGAGGAAAGGAAAAGGUUUUUUAAUGAUGAUCUUGAUACAUCAGAAACAUCAUUAAAUUUCAAAUCUGAAAAUAAGGAAUCAUUUCUAUUCUCAAAUAGCCACAACGAUGACGAUAUCUUAUCUGUGAGUGAUAAUUCUGAAGGAGAAAAAGACACAUCUAUUUUGCCGGUCAACGAAGAAAUCAGGGAGGAUGACCAAGAUCAGUUUAUUGGAGAGCUUCUAAGGAUUAUCCCAGAAAUGCCAACGAGCAUUUCAAUAAAACUUAAUGAAAAAUUUGGUAGCAAAAAGGAAGGACUCUGUUUGGCAUUAUCACACUAUUUUGAUCAUUAUAAGGAGAAUUCCACCAGCAAUAUACCGUCGUCUCCAAAUCAAGUAAACUCACAUUCUGAUACUUCAAGCUCGGUCUUGUCCCCCUCUCCAUCCCAUGUUAAAAAAAGAAAUAAUUAUGCUUUCAGAAACCAAAAUCGAUUAGAAGAUAAAACCACUUGGAAAAGAUUUAUAGGUGCUUUGCAAGUGACUGGUAUGGCUACAAGACCUACUGUCAGACCUUUGAAGUACGGUUCUCAGUUGAAACUGAAAAGAUCAGUUGAAGAGAUCUCUGCAGCCAAGGUAUAUGAUUCACGCGGCAGAAAGAAAGCAUCAAUGGCCAGUUUAGUAAGGAUUUUUGAUAGUCAAUAUAAUAGAGAAAUCGGCCGAGUUCCCGAAGACAUCGCUCAAAUACUAUACCCUCUUUUAAAUUCCAAUGAAAUAGGCUUUGAAGUUACGUUAAUAUUUUGUGAUAAUAAGCGCUUGAGUAUAGGUGACAGCUUUAUCUUGCAAUUGGAUUGCUUUUUAACCUCUAUUAUUUUCGAAGAAUCAUCUAGUGAUGGACAAUCUUUUACGAAAAGAAGGCGUACAGAAAGAGAAAUCAAGAGGGAAAAAGACAACAAAAAUUUCGGUAGAUCAUUGGCUGAAACAGAUGAAGAGCUGGAAAAUCGUUCAAAGAGAUUGGCUCUACUGAAGUUAUUUGAUAAACUAAAACUGAAACCGAUUUUAGAUGAACAGAAGGCAAUUGAAAGGCAUAAAAUAGAGCUCAGUAGUGACCCAGAAAUCAUUGAUAUUGAUGAUGAUAAUGAUGAUGAUGAUGAUAAUGAUGAUAUUCGCCCUGGUCAAGCCGCUAAAGCUCGUGACAAUCUUUGGGAUACCCAGCACGAAGAAGAAACAAUGAACUUGAAUCAACUGAAGACAUUCUAUAAAGCUGCACAAUCAUCAGAAUCUUUAAAAAACUUGCCUGAAACAGAACCUUCUCGUGAUAUAUUUAAACUAGAGCUAAGGAAUUAUCAAAAGCAGGGUCUUACUUGGAUGUUGAGAAGGGAACAAGAAUUUGCUAAGACCGCCUCAGAUAAAGGGGCUUCGGAAACGGAUGCUAAUGUGAUAAACCCUCUAUGGAAACAGUUCAAAUGGCCCACUGAUAUGUCUUGGGCUGCUCAAAAGACACAAAACGAUCACCUGAAUCUUGAAGAUGAUAUAUUUUUUUAUGCUAACUUACACUCUGGCGAAUUUUCCUUAACGAAACCUGUCUUAAAAACGAUGAUAAAGGGUGGCAUAUUAUCAGAUGAAAUGGGAUUGGGUAAAACAAUUGCAGCUUACUCUUUAAUUUUAUCUUGUCCUUGCGAUAGUGAUAUUGACAGAACACCGUAUGAUGUUGAGAGUACUGAUAUUCCUGAUGAUGUUUCAAGCACUUUCAAAACGUCUUCGCAAAAUAACAAGAAACCGUAUGCUUCAAAGACAACGUUGAUCGUAGUUCCUAUGUCUUUAUUAACGCAAUGGAGUAAUGAGUUUAUGAAAGCUAACAAUUCUCCCGACAUGUACCAUGAAGUAUAUUAUGGUGGGAAUGUUUCUAGUUUGAAAACUUUAUUAACUAAGACAAAAAACCCCCCAACUGUAGUCCUUACUACGUAUGGCAUUGUUCAAAAUGAAUGGACCAAGCAUUUUAAAGGAAGGAUGAUAGAUGAGGACGUAACUGUAUCAUCCGGCUUGUUUUCUGUCAAUUUUUAUCGUAUAGUAAUUGAUGAGGGUCAUAAUAUUAGAAACAGAAUGACAGUGACGUCUAAAGCGGUUAUGGAUCUACAAGCGAAAUGCAAAUGGGUUUUAACAGGUACACCAAUUAUCAACAGGCUUGACGAUUUGUACAGCCUUGUCAAGUUUUUGGAAUUAGAUCCCUGGCGGCAAAUCAAUUAUUGGAAAACCUUUGUAUCAACGCCUUUUGAGAAUAAAAACUAUAAACAAGCAUUUGAUGUGGUGAAUGCGAUUCUAGAACCUGUGCUGUUAAGAAGGACGAAGCAAAUGAAAGACAAGGAUGGUAAGCCUUUAGUGGAGUUACCACCCAAGGAAGUCGUUAUUAAAAGACUACCAUUCAGUAAAGCUCAAGAUCUCCUAUAUAAAUUCCUCUUGGAUAAGGCAGAGAUUACUGUUAAAUCAGGUAUCGCACGCGGUGAUUUACUGAAGAAGUAUUCCACAAUUCUCGUUCAUAUUCUGAGACUAAGACAAGUUUGUUGCCAUCCAGGCCUGAUUGGAACUCAAGAUGAAAAUGAUGAGGAUUUAUCCAAAAAUAACAAGUUGGUUACGGAGCAAACGGUGGAGCUUGAUUCUCUGAUUCGUGUGGCUUCUGAAAGAUAUGAUAAUUCGUUUUCUAAGGAGGAGCUGGAGAAGAUGAUGAGAAAUCUGAAAGUUAAAUAUCCAGACAAUAAAUCAUUUCAAACCCUAGAGUGUUCCAUCUGCACGGCGGAACCUAUUGAUAUAGAUAAGGUUUUGUUUACAGAGUGUGGCCAUAGUUUUUGUGAGAAAUGUUUAUUUGAAUAUAUUGAGUUUCAGAAAGGUAAGAAUCUGUGUUUAAAGUGCCCCAAUUGUCGUAAACCAAUAGAUGCAUGUAGGUUAUUGACAUUGGGGCCACAAAAUAGUACUUCAGAAAAUUUAGAAUUCAGGCCAUAUUCUCCUGCUUCUGAAUCAAGCAAAAUAACUGCUUUAGUGAAGGAGCUUCAGUUGCUACAGGACAGUUCGGCAGGCGAACAAGUUGUCAUUUUUUCUCAAUUUUCUACGUACUUGGACAUCCUGGAGAAAGAGCUUACGCAUGCUUUCCCAAAAGAUGUUGCAAAAGUUUACAAAUUUGAUGGACGUCUUUCGUUAAAAGAAAGAACUAAUGUGCUAGCAGAUUUCGCCGCUAAAGACUAUAGCAGACAAAAAAUCCUAUUACUCUCGUUGAAAGCUGGUGGUGUUGGGUUGAAUUUGACAUGCGCGUCCCACGCCUACAUGAUGGAUCCAUGGUGGUCCCCCAGCAUGGAAGACCAAGCAAUCGAUAGAUUGCAUAGAAUUGGCCAGACGAACAGCGUCAAGGUUACGAGAUUUAUCAUACAGAAUAGCAUAGAGGAGAAAAUGCUCCGCAUUCAAGAAAAGAAGAGAACUAUCGGUGAGGCAAUGGACGCAGAUGAGGACGAAAGGAGAAAAAGAAGAAUCGAGGAAAUUCAAAUGCUUUUCGAAUAG
Messenger RNA from Saccharomyces mikatae IFO 1815, 3537 nucleotides. It is a transcript of the gene RAD5, whose product is annotated as DNA helicase RAD5. The record is from RefSeq and is a predicted model, not a curated record. The transcript has a single exon. NCBI's taxonomy places the organism in Eukaryota, Fungi, Ascomycota, Saccharomycetes, Saccharomycetales, Saccharomycetaceae. Gene Ontology annotation, molecular function: zinc ion binding; ATP binding; hydrolase activity, acting on acid anhydrides, in phosphorus-containing anhydrides. The coding region runs from base 1 to 3537 and encodes 1178 amino acids.